AUGAAGACGACGACGCGAGAUGUCUUACCAAAAGCUAGCCACGGAGACACAAAGCCAAAGAAUAGAGAUGGAGGAGAUCUAUCAGUUGUUCACGUGAAGACAAGAAGAUCUACUAGUUCUUCUAGACCCAAAGAUGACGACGCAGAGCUCAAUAUCUUCUUCUUCCACGAUCUUGCAUUUCUUCUGAUUUUUUGCCGGUUUCCCAACAGAUACUUGAGCCGGAACGUCCUAAGGAGGACUAUAAAACAUGCCAACGAACAAAUAGACGUUAUCAAGGCUUACUUGGAACACAAGAAAAUACUUAAGCGUUCCACCGAAGUGAUGGAGGUUUUCAAGGCCCUCAUUUUCCCCAAAGAUGUUGAGCCCUCGCUUAUUGAUGUUUCAACUAACAAAUCGGUUAACAUCGAAGUGAUGAAACAGAAGAAUGUUCUAUUCUUCAUUUCGAGCCUGGACAUCACCCUUGAAGAAAUCUCGGUCCUCAAGCCGGUUUAUGAUGAAAUAAGUAAGAAGGAUCAGUAUAAAAUUGUAUGGAUCCCAAUUGUGGAGCAAUGGACUGAUGACUUGAAAAAGAAGUUUGAGGAUGACAAGCACAAUUUCUUCUAUGGAGGCAAGGACGAAGGCGGAUGGAUCCAACAAUUUACCACGAAAGCAAAAUCCCUGGCAAUUGACCCGGCGUUGAAGGAGGCAAAGAUUUCUAUUGAGUUGGUUCAUAUAGGAAAGAACCAGAAAGGGCAGUACGAUGAUGGCAUUCUAGGGCGUUUUUGGGACACAAUGGAAAGCUUUUUCUUCUCCAAGACUGAAAAGAAAACUGAAAAGGACGAUAUAAGCAAGGAAACACAAAAGCUACUAUCCUACAAAAGCGAGAGUGGAUGGGUAAUGCUGAGCAAAGGGUCUAAAGUGAUAUUCACAGGACAUGGGACAACUAUUUUGCAGGUCGUCAAUGAGGCUGAAAAAUGGAAGGGGUGUGUGCGUGAGAUUGGCUUCGAUGUAGCAAUCAAACAGUACUUUGACAACAUUAAUCGAAUCAACUGUUCUCGUGUUGACAUCCCGCUUGGUGUUGGAAAGAUUCCAGAGCAUAUGCAUUGCGCUGACUGUUCCCGCGUCAUGAAGACCUAUAUGAGUUUUAAGUGCUGCCACGUUGACGGUGCUCCCAACGCACUGCACUAA
Molecule: messenger RNA, 1167 nt
Organism: Juglans regia (Persian walnut)
Lineage: Eukaryota; Viridiplantae; Streptophyta; Magnoliopsida; Fagales; Juglandaceae
Exons: 5
Coding region: 1-1167 (388 amino acids)
Biological process (GO): phloem development
Source: RefSeq, a predicted model, not a curated record